This is a messenger RNA of Equus quagga, 3174 nucleotides long. Its product is annotated as sperm equatorial segment protein 1-like. NCBI's taxonomy places the organism in Eukaryota, Metazoa, Chordata, Mammalia, Perissodactyla, Equidae. The record is from RefSeq and is a predicted model, not a curated record. The transcript has 2 exons. Gene Ontology annotation, biological process: fusion of sperm to egg plasma membrane involved in single fertilization; acrosome reaction. Gene Ontology annotation, cellular component: acrosomal vesicle. Bases 129 to 1232 code for a protein of 367 amino acids.
AACCGUUGCAGGGCUCCCAAGGCCCUGAGGUAGGACGGUCGGUCGCUGACGCCCUCCCCUUGCGGCCCUGAGGUACCUGGCCUGGUGGCCCCAGGACGUUCCCGUCGCAUGGCGGAGUGCUACGGACGAUGCCUAUGAAGUCCUUAGUCCUUCUAGUUGGGCUGUUGCUAUGGCCUUCGUCCGUGCCGGCGUAUCCGAGCAUGACUGUGACACCUGACGAAGAACAGAACUUGAAUCAUUAUGUACAAGUUUUACAGAACCUAAUACUCAGUGUUCCUACUAGGGAGCCAAUUCGUGGGAGAAAAUCAAAGUCCCCAAAUGAUAUUUAUUCUAGAGGAUCGAAGGUAUCACAAGUUGAGGAGACAGUUACACAUGGAGGAGCUUCAACUGAGAAUGAUGUUUUAAUCAAUCCUAUCAGUGAAGAACCUACAACUUUCCCUACUAGCGGCUUCACACUGGGAAUAGGGAAGAAAAAAGAUACCGAAAGUACAGCGUUCUGGUCGAUUAAACCAAACAAUGUUUCUGUUGUUUUACAUGCAGAAGAACCUUAUAUUGAAAAAGAAGAGCCAGAGCCAGAGCCAGAGCCAGUUUUAAAAGAAAAGGAGGCACCAAAGCCAUUCCCAGAUGUUACUCAAUUAUCUCCAAGUCCAGAUGUCACCUCAGGCAAACCGUUUCUCACCUCUUCAGGUAGGAGCACUGACUGGGAUACCGGCGCAGAAACAGAGGAUGUUCCUCAGCUCUCAGGUGAAUAUGAAAUGGACAAACCUGAAGCGCUAACAUUUGACAAACAUUUGAAUAAUGAUGACAUUUUGAAAAAAAUUUCAGAUAUUAACUCAGAGGUGCAACAGGUGCCUCUUGCUGAGAGCCUCAAGCCGGAAUAUAGGGAGGACAUUCAAGCCUCUAGAGAUCACCUAAAACGAAGCCUUGCUCUGGCAGCAGCAGCAGAACAUAAAUUAAAAAAUAUGUAUAAAUCCCAGAUGUCACCAGUAGGACGAAGCAGUAGUGAAAUUGAUGACAUUGAAACUGUUAUUAACAUGCUGUAUAAUUCUAGAUCUAAAUUACCUGAAUAUUUAGAUAUUAAAUAUGUUCCACCAGAGAUGAGAAGAAGAGCUACUACAGUAUUCAAUACAUUGAAAAAAAUAUUAUGUGUAAGUCGAGCAGAAACUCAAAACCUUAUUAGGAAGUUAUUAAACAAUAAUAUAAAAAUUUUAAAUUUACUUGAUAUUCCAUGACAAAGUUAAUUUAAGCAAACUGUGCAUUUAUUCACAGGAGAAAUAACCAUUUUAAUGAUUUAAAAGUUGUAUAAAAAUAUACUCUAUUAUAGUUCAAUAUGCUAACAUCUUUACAUGUCAUGUGUUAUGGAAAAUUUUGAUAUGCACUAAGGGCCUAAUAAUUUAAAAUAAAAUUUUGGUUCAGGAGUUUGUAGUUUUUUCUCUUUAAUUAAUUAAAAAAGUUACGAAGAUCUAAUCUUUAAAAUGUUUAAGCUUUGAUUUUACUUGAAUAGAUUAGUUAAAUCCACCUAUUUUAUAAGAGCUAAGAGACUGUACAGUCUAUAUAUGUAGCUGGUUUUAAAUAAUUGCAUAUAAAUGUAAAUUUUAGGAUAUAUGGUCUUUGUAAUCUUUCAGAGAAUCUGAGUUUUCUGUUUGAAUAGCAUAGUUGGAGCUUGUAUCAGAACAACUUUUAUUUGGAGAUAUAUGUGCCUCAUUUGAAAGGUGGAUGAUAUAUUAAGAUAUAUCUCUGUUCCUUUGUUGUUAAGUACUUUUGAAGUAUCAGCAGGGGGCUGUAACCUGGAUUUGUAAUGAAGUCAUUCUCACUUAUCUCCUCUGUUUGUUUAUUCACGUAUACAUUGAAGCUUUGCAAAUCUUUUAUUUGGGAGUAUGACUAACACCUUUAAGAUUAACUGUGUACUAUUGUAAUUAUGGUUUAGGUAAUUCUCUUUCAUGAUUUGACCAGUAUUAUAUUUAAAUUUAUUUAUUUGUUCAUUUAUCAAGUCAGUCAUUUAUAGUUUAAUAAAGAUUUAUUGACCUUUUACUAGGUGCAGGACAAAAUGCUAGGCUUUGGGGAUACAAUAAUAAGACCUAGCUCCUUCUUUCUUUAAGAUUAUAUUUUAGCAGGAAAGACAAACAUUAAACAAAUAACUUCAACAAUUUUUAAAUUUCAGUUGUGACAAGUUGUUAUGAAGGUGUAAGAAAUUUGACCUCACCUAGACCGAGAAUAAUGGGAAAGCUACCCUGAGAAAGUAGGAUUUAAGAUGAGAUCUGAAAGAUGAGGGCAUGUGUAAGGGGGCAUGGGGCAUUCCAGGCAGAGAGAACAGCAUGUAUGAAUGCUCUGAGUUGAAAAUGAAUAUGGCAAGGUCAAGAAGCAGCUGGAGUCUAGAAAGACAAGGAAGAGCAUCUCAAGAUGGAGCUGCUGAGGUACACAGGGUUGCAAUAGAUCCUGCAAGGCCUUAAAGUGCAUAUUGAAGAUUUUAGCCUUUAUCCUGCGAUCAACAAAGAGCCGUUAGUGGAUUUUAAGCAAAGGAUGGGUAAGAUCAAAUUUGUAUUUAAAAAAAACCACUUUGGCUACAGUUUUGGACAUAAGCUAAAGUAGAAGUGCACUGCGCACAGGCCAAAUUUAGCUUGGACUAGGCGGAAAGCAGUGGCAAUGAAGACUUAGAAACAACACAAGUUGAUGAUUGAGUGUAUAUAGGAACUGAGGAAUUUUCAGGGAUCAAAAAAAAUUCCCACACAAUUAGCUAUAUUAUAAAAAGGACUACAUAGGUUUUAUUUCAUAAUAACACUCUUUACUGUUUACUGUUGUUUAUUUUUACAAAUAAUUUUACUAUGGAAAAUUUCAAACACGUGCAAAACUAAACAGAUUAAUAUAAUAAACCCAGGUACGUGUCAUCCAGUUUCAACAAUUAUCUACUAGUCUUCACCUAAACCCCCACCCCAUUCCCUUUUUCCUGUCUUAUAUUGAAUUAAAUCCCAGGUACUUUUUCAUUUCAUCUGCAAAUAUGACAGUGUGAAGCUCUAUAAGCUUUUUGAAAAACCGCUACCACAAUAUCAUCACACAUAAAAAUUUAAUAAUUCUUUAAUAUCAUCAAAUAUCCAAUGUUCACAUUUCCAAUUGUCUAAUAAUUUUUUAAAUUUAGAGUUUGUUUGAAUGGAUCAAGAUCCAAAUAAAGUACACAUA